This is a messenger RNA of Pygocentrus nattereri (red-bellied piranha), 1851 nucleotides long. It is a transcript of the gene clic2, whose product is annotated as chloride intracellular channel 2. Gene Ontology annotation, biological process: negative regulation of ryanodine-sensitive calcium-release channel activity; chloride transmembrane transport. Bases 166 to 900 code for a protein of 244 amino acids. Gene Ontology annotation, molecular function: chloride channel activity. Lineage: Eukaryota; Metazoa; Chordata; Actinopteri; Characiformes; Serrasalmidae. The transcript has 6 exons. The record is from RefSeq and is a predicted model, not a curated record.
GCCUGAAGGAGCAGAUACCCAAAGAGUCACCUCAGGCUUCAGCGAGCUCCCACACAAGUACAUUAAACUAUUUUUUCGGGAUUUCUUUUUUGUGAGUUUUUCAUUCUGUCUCAGAUCAUUUGUGGGAUAACUCCUGGAUUAACUGGCAUCUCACUUACAGAAGAAAUGGCCCUGCGACAGAACUCAGACAAAGAACCAAUCAUUGAGCUCUUCAUAAAGGCGGGCCACGAUGGAGAGAACGUGGGGAACUGCCCGUUCUGUCAGAGUCUUUUCAUGGUGCUGUGGCUGAAGGGAGUCAAAUUCACAGUGACCACAGUUGACAUGAGGAAGAAACCUGAGGAGCUGAAAGAUUUAGCCCCAGGGACAAACCCUCCUUUCCUCUUAUACAAUGGUGCCCUAAAGACUGACUUCAUUAAGAUCGAAGAGUUUCUGGAGACAACCCUUGCCCCACCCAGAUACCCUCACCUCAGUCCACUCAACAAGGAGUCGUUUGAUGUGGGUGCUGACAUUUUUGCCAAGUUUUCUGCUUUCAUCAAGAACAGUCCAAACAACAGCAUACAAGAGCAGGCUUUGCUGAGGGAAUUUAAACGACUGGACAUCUAUCUGAACACGCCGCUCCCAGAGGAGAUUGACCACAACUCCAGAGAAAACAUCACAGUCUCCAAGAGAAAGUAUCUCGAUGGCAACCGCCUGACUCUGGCAGACUGCAACUUGCUGCCCAAACUGCAUGUGAUCAAGGUUGCAGCCAAAAAGUACUGUCACUUUGAGAUUCCUGCUGACUUCACUGGAGUACAUCGCUACAUGCAGAAUGCUUAUGAGAGGGAGGAGUUCAGCCAGACAUGCCCUGCUGACAUCGAGAUUGAGAAAGCCUAUCUGAGUGUGGCCAACAGGAGGUCAUAGUCAGACACAGAGUGGGAACAACCUCUACACAUGGGACGCGGAGGAGGCCAUUCAGAUUUAUCUCUGUAAAUACAUAUAAAUAAAAGUGUUUAAAAGAGUACUCCAGAUUUUCUGAACCGUGGCAGGUCGAAUACCAUUUCAGCAUUCCCCAAUACUUAACAAUGGGACCCAAAACCCGAAAAAAAAGGACUUGAAAAGCACUUACAAUAGAAGGCAAUGGGCAGUUGCUGAAGAAGGUUUUUUCUUUGUAAAGAAAUGUAACCAAAUUAUUGUUGAUGAUAAUUGACCAUAUGCUACAGAUGCAGCAGAAAGAUUGAAGAAUACUGGAGUAUUCCUUUAAAGACACCAGUAGAGUCGAUAUGCAGAGUCAUACUACAGUUAAGUUUUACUAUAUUCAUUGUGCCUAUGAUCCCAAAGCCCAAAGCAUAAAAAUUGCUAAUUAAAAGGGAAUCGCUGGAUAGCUGCCUAGUAUUCCCUCAGCAGUAGGCCACAUGUGCAAUUAACUGUAGAUCAAAUGUGAUUUGCUUUGUCCAUAGUGUAUAUAUGUAUUUUAAUACACAGGUAACUACUUUUUUUCUAAAUGUCUAUGUAUGUCUAUUAAAUCAGCUGUAAGCAAAGGUUUUGGUCUAAUGACAGGAUUUUCUAAGUAAAAAUAAAUUAACACAUCGUCCUCAGAGAACACACUUCUGGACAGUAAUAAUGCAUGUAUGUAUAUAUAUAUAAAAACACUUAAAACACAACUUGCGUAUAGAGCUCCAUGACAAAACUGCAAAGCCAACAAUGUCAUGUACAAGAUUCAGGUAUCAUAUACUCAAUGGUUGUUUUAUAGGAAAGGUUAUACUUGGUGCACAAACCAAAUACAUACACAGUACCACUGUUCAAGGAAAAAAGGUCAAACGUGUUUUUGUUUCACAUUUUAAUGAAAAAUAAAGAUCAUUUCAUACUUAUCAA